Messenger RNA from Nezara viridula (southern green stink bug), 216 nucleotides. The record is from the annotation of a GenBank genome assembly. Lineage: Eukaryota; Metazoa; Arthropoda; Insecta; Hemiptera; Pentatomidae.
AUGAUGGUGUGUCCGCACACAACUCUAAAGAAGCCCAGGAAGUCAUUGGAAGAGUGGAACGAAGUCGUUAUUCUUCCUCAGUUAUGGUUUGGUGGGGAGUGUGCUUUGAUGGCACCACAAAGCUCCAUUUUUGUGGGCCAGUUCAACUCAGCAGUGGCUGCAAAAGAACAUUCCAGGGUUCAUCUCUGUCUCGGAUUGGCUCUCAGAAAGUCCUGA